ACUAAACACUGAGAGAAAUCAUUGAGAGAUUUGGAAACAUCCAAAAAAAUAAAACUAGACUUAGAAAUUUCACCAAAUAGUGAUACAAACAAGAAAAAAAAAACAAGAACAAUCUUUAUAACAAUUUCUCACUCAUUUCGGGUUAGAUUUUUAUUAUAUUCUUUCUUUUUAUAACAAAUCUUAUUACCAAUAAAAAGGGAAAAGGAAGAAAAGUCCAGCUCUUUCCAACCAUCCGUGGAACACAAAACUUUACAAUGGUGGAUUCUUCACUUAGUUCCGACAAGGAGAAGAAAGGAGGAAGUAAGCAGCCCGUGUAUCGUGGAGUACGGAUGAGGAGCUGGGGAAAAUGGGUAUCUGAGAUUCGUGAGCCACGUAAGAAAUCAAGAAUCUGGCUCGGGACUUUUCAGACGGCGGAGAUGGCCAUGCGUGCUCAUGACGUGGCGGCUCUUAGCAUCAAAGGAUCUUCCGCCAUUCUCAACUUCCCUGAGCUCUCGGAUUCUCUGCCUCGUCCCGUUUCGCUCAGCCCACGUGACGUCAGAGCUGCGGCGACCAAAGCGGCUCUCAUGGACUUCGGUACGAAGCAGGUUUCUCACGCUAUGUCCGAGAGUGAGAGUAAUGAAACGGCGGCGUUUGAUAAAAGGUCAGAGAGCGAGAGUAAUGAAACGGCGACGUCUGAUAAAGGGUCAGAGAGCGAGAGUAACGAAACGGCGUCGUCGUGUGUGACGAGCAUUGACGAGGAGAGUACUGUGUCGGACGAUUUGGAGAAAAUAGUCGAGCUGCCGAGUCUAGGAACGAGUCUUGACGAGUCGAACGAGUUCGUGUUUUAUGACACGUUGGAUGAUUUGGUGUUCAUGCCGUCAUGGUUACGCGGUGGUCCGGAAGAUUAUUUUACGUAUAAUAGUAAUGAUUCUCCGUUGAACUCUGUUUUCGAUGAAAGCUUUUCUUGGUAACAUUUUUCCCUGAAAAAAUAAAAUUGUGUAUUUUUCUCUUUUUGUUUUGUUUUGUUUUAGUUCCCAUGGGAAUCUCACUGUUCUUUUUUUUUUUUCACAUUGCGUGAUGAGAUAUCUCAGAGAUGGUCAGGUAGGUGCCGUGGCAUUGAUAACGUUGUUAUGCUUCUUGUUUAAUUUAGUCGGUGAAAUGAAAGAUGAUGAAAUGUAAUUGUUUAUAUUACUCGGGUUUAGCCGAGAUAAUGACAUUAGUGUUUUGUAA
This is a messenger RNA of Raphanus sativus (radish), 1209 nucleotides long. RefSeq names its product ethylene-responsive transcription factor ERF043. Lineage: Eukaryota; Viridiplantae; Streptophyta; Magnoliopsida; Brassicales; Brassicaceae. Gene Ontology annotation, molecular function: DNA binding; DNA-binding transcription factor activity. Bases 255 to 950 code for a protein of 231 amino acids. The transcript has a single exon. The record is from RefSeq and is a predicted model, not a curated record. Gene Ontology annotation, biological process: regulation of DNA-templated transcription.